AAAAUGAACGGUAAUUGGUUUAAAUUGUUAUGCAGUAAAAAAGAAUUGCAAUUAGAAGGUACCUUAAACGGAGGACAAAGUUUCAGAUGGAAGAAACAUCCUCAAAAACACGAACAAUGGAUCGGGGUGUUUUUAAACAAGCUGUGGAUUUUAGAGCAAAAAGACGACUGCAUAAUGUACCAGGUACACGAGAAAAAAUCACAAAUUCAAAACGAAAAAUAUUACAACCAGUUACUAAAAAAUUAUUUCCAACUGAAUUUAGACCUUCGAAAACACUACUCAGAUUGGUCAGAAUCCGAUCAGUAUUUCAAAGACGCCGCCAAACAAUUUUACGGGAUCAGAAUUCUCCAACAAGACGUAACCGAGAACAUUUUUUCGUUUAUUUGCUCCUCGAAUAAUCACAUUUCAAGAAUCACCAGCAUGGUGGAAAAAUUGGCGCAAUUCUACGGGGACGAAAUCUGCCAAUACGAUGGUCAAACGUAUCAUUCCUUCCCUACCGUUAACUCAUUAGCUCCAGCCUCAGUGGAGCAGAAACUCAGAACGAACGGGUUCGGAUACAGAGCGAAAUAUAUCAGCAAAUCCGCUCAGUAUAUCGUAGAUAAAGGAGGAGAGGAUUGGUUAGAGAAACUCAAGGAAAUGGAUUACACACACGACAGAAAAGCUUUAAUGGCAUUAACCGGUGUUGGUGCUAAGGUUGCAGAUUGCAUAUCGUUGAUGUCGCUGGGACAUCUCGAAUCAGUUCCGGUUGAUACUCACGUUUACCAAAUAGCAAAGAGGCUCUACAUGCACAAAUUGCCCACUACUAAGACUGUUACUGAUAAAAUUUACAGCCAAAUAGGCGACUAUUUCAGGCAGCUUUAUGGUCCUUAUGCAGGAUGGGCUCAAACAGUGUUAUUUUGCGCGGAUUUGAAGAAGUUCCAAGGCAAUAACAUCGAGAUAAGUGAAGCGAAGAAUCCAAAGAAGAUGAGAAGUUAA
This is a messenger RNA of Phyllotreta striolata, 975 nucleotides long. Lineage: Eukaryota; Metazoa; Arthropoda; Insecta; Coleoptera; Chrysomelidae. The record is from the annotation of a GenBank genome assembly.